AUGCUCAUUGGCUUGUGUGGCGGUAUCUGCGCCGGCAAACAUACCAUUGCCGAAUACUUGAUUCAGGUCCAGGGCUUUCAGCUCCUUGAGCUCUCCUACAAACGCCGCCAUCACAUCGCCGACGAGCCCGACGAUGACCUCCGCCUACAAGCCUCGCAGAUUCGCAAGAGAAGCGAUGUUCAAUCCGCAGACCUGGUCUUCGAAGACGCCGAUACCCUGCUCGAGUUCGCGACCAAGCGAUGGCAAGAACGCUGGGUCACCACCGAUAUUGCCGAUGGCAACACCCUCGACCGCUUCCUUCUACGUCCCUUCUUUCUCCUCGUGAGUGUCGACGCCCCCGUAAGUCUGCGAUGGAAGCGUUUCACCGACCGGUGCCGGAGAAGACAACUGGACCCACCCGACCUGGAAAAGUUCGUGCUCUGGAAUGACCGUCACCUGUACGAGCGGGACCUCGGCAGGGUCUAUCUCACCGAUCGAGCCCAGGUACGCUUGUUCAACUCCUCAUCCUCCCUCCAGGAACUGCACCACGCUCUCCAGGCGCUCGAGCUCGCCGAUGAGCAACGACUGCGUCCAAACUGGGAUCAAUACUUCAUGCAGCUGGCUUCUUUGGCGGCCCAGCGGAGCAAUUGCAUGAAAAGACGGGUAGGCUGUGUGCUGGUUCGGGAACAGCGAGUGAUCAGCACCGGGUACAAUGGGACUCCCCGACACCUCACGAACUGUAAUGAAGGUGGAUGCCCGAGGUGCAACCGUGGAGAUGGAGGCGGCGUUGGCCUCUCGACCUGUCUGUGUAUCCACGCCGAGGAGAACGCGCUGCUCGAAGCGGGUCGAGAACGGAUUCGGGAGGGAGCCAUUCUGUAUUGUGACACGUGUCCCUGUUUGACCUGCACCGUCAAACUUGCCCAAGUGGGCAUCUCCGAGGUGGUUUACUCUCAAAGCUACAACAUGGACCGAGAUAGCGCCGCGAUUCUCGAGGCUGCUGGUGUCCGCCUGCGACAGUUCAGUCCGCCCUCUAACGGACUCAUCUAUUUACAGGAUACUGGGGAGAAGACCGUCAACUAG
Molecule: messenger RNA, 1059 nt
Organism: Penicillium lagena
Lineage: Eukaryota; Fungi; Ascomycota; Eurotiomycetes; Eurotiales; Aspergillaceae
Product: deoxycytidine monophosphate deaminase
Exons: 5
Coding region: 1-1059 (352 amino acids)
Molecular function (GO): zinc ion binding; hydrolase activity
Source: RefSeq, a predicted model, not a curated record